AUGCAUCCAGUCUACUACAUGAGCAAAAAAACGACACCCGCUGAAAGAAAGUAUCACAGCUAUUACUUGGAAAUACUGGCGAUUGUUGAAGCUGUCAAGAAAUUCCGUGUCUAUCUACUAGGAAUUCGUUUUAAAAUCGUAACAGAUUGCUCUGCUCUUACUAAAACAUUACAGAAGAAAGACUUACCUCCACGUGUUGCUCGAUGGGCUCUGCUCCUAGAAGAGUAUAAUUAUGAGAUAGAACACAGGUCAGGAUCAAGACUUAAACAAGCUGACGCACUAAGCCGAAACCCUGUCUGUUUGAUACUUACCGAAGUUGCUGCCCGUUUGAAGAGAGCUCAAGACGACGACCCUCAUAUCAGUCUGUUAAAGAAAAUGUUAGAAAAAGAACCCUAUCAAGACUAUAUUAUGGAAAGAGGAAUAUUAUGCAAAGAGAAAGAUGGUACGAGACUGAUUGUAGUUCCAAAGAAAAUGCAGAACGAAAUAAUAAGGAAGAAGCAUGAUUAUGGACAUUUUGGAGUUAGAAAAACAGAAGAGCUUGUGAGUCGAGAAUAUUAUGUUGAGAAUCUGAAGGAGAAGAUUAGAAAAGUUAUAGAUAAUUGUGUAGAAUGUAUUCUGAUUGAACAGAAAAAGGGAAAGAAAGAAGGAUUCUUACAUCCACUAGACAAAGGUGAUGUCCCGUUGUCGACGUAUCAUAUUGAUCAUCUUGGUCCAUUGACGUCUACUAAUAAAAAUUAUAAGUACAUUUUUACGGUAGUUGAUGGCUUUACCAAAUUUACUUGGAUCUAUCCUACAAAAUCUUUGUCCACAGAUGAAACGUUGGACAAACUGAGAGUGCAACAACAAACCUUUGGUUCCCCUCAGAGGAUUAUUUCCGAUCGUAACGCCGCAUUUACUUCAAAAGACUUUCAAGACUAUUGUGAACAAGAAGGCAUAAUUCAUUAUACAAUUACUACAGGACAACCCCGCGGAAACGGGCAAGUAGAAAGAAUCCACCAAAUCAUAAUAAGUGUUAUAAGUAAAUUGAGCGCUGAUGAUCCGACGAAGUGGUAUAAACAAGUUUCCAAAGUACAACGCUGUCUGAAUAGUACAUGGCAAAGAAGUAUUGGAAUGACUCCAUUCGAGUUACUUUUUGGAACCAAAAUGAAAGAUGAGAAUGAAAAAAUUAUGAAAUUAAUAGAAGAAGAAGAAGUUAAGAACUAUAAUGAGCAAUGGAAUGAAUUAAGAUUAAAGGCAAAAGAGUCAAUACAAAAGAUGCAAGAAGAGAAUGUUAAAAAUUAUAAUAGGAAAAGAAAAAAGGCUACCGAAUACAAAGUUGAUGAUUUAGUUGCUAUUAAACGAACACAAUUUACUCAAGGAAGUAAAUUGUAUCCUAAGUAUCUAGGACCUUACGCAGUGACAGCCAAAAAGCAUCAUGAAAGGUACGCUGUAAGAAAAGUUGGUGAAUGCGAAGGGCCCAUCAACACAACAACCUCGGCUGAUCUCAUGAAGCCAUGGGUCGAUGAAGACGUAGAUGAAUAUUCAUCUGAGUCAGAUGAAUGA
Messenger RNA from Parnassius mnemosyne (clouded apollo), 1542 nucleotides. The record is from the annotation of a GenBank genome assembly. Lineage: Eukaryota; Metazoa; Arthropoda; Insecta; Lepidoptera; Papilionidae.